AUGCUAUUAUAUCUCGCCAUCAUCUUCAUUUUCACGGCCGCUGUCGGCCUUUAUGUCGUCUACAGAUUGCUACUGCCCAAGCCUCUAUCCGGUAUUCCCUAUAAUACUGAGUCUGCAAAGCGCCUUCUGGGUGAUAUACCUGGGUUGAUGUCAGAGAUGUCAGGGAGAGGAGAUUUCGUGGCCUGGCUAAUCGAAGAAAACCUCAAAUCUGGUUCAAUGAUUAACCAGAUCUUUCUCCGUCCAUUUUCGAAGCCAUUCGUUGUUUUGGCAGAUCAUCGAGAGGCUCGAGACAUACAGAUGAACCGUACUAAAGAGUUUGACCGGACCGACGACAUUCUCUAUAUUUUCGGUCCAUUGAUGAGGUCGAAUCAGCUGGUACUUAAGACCGGCCCAGAGUGGAAGCUUCACCGGCGACUCGUACAGGAUACGAUGUCGCCAGCCUUUCUGCAUCGUGUGGUCGCUCCGAGUAUGUACGCCAGCAGUCUCCGCUUCAUCGAACGCUGGAAAGCCAAAGCGGCCGUCGCAAAUGGUCGUCCAUUUGAAGCCAGAGAGGAUAUUUCCCUAGCCACACUUGACGCUGCCUUCGCAUUCACUUUCGGGCCUGACUUUCCUCACCAAGCCACGAAACCUGAAAUUGAAGGACUGGACUACUCUUGCAUUGAGUAUUGCCAGUCUCCCGACGAGCCGAUAAAGUUCGCUUCACCCAGUCAGGAGCAGGAGGUGCAUUCCAUACUAAAGCUGGUAGAAAAAGUGGGAACAGUUCAAUCAAGCCCGUCACCAUGGUUGAAAUGGAAGCUUAUCGCAAACAGUCUCUCAUUCAGGAGGUGUCAAAGUACAAAAGACGCCUGCAUCCGGCGUGAAAUUGAGAAAGCUAUGGAGCGCCGAAUACACAAACCAUCGUCGACAGAUGACUCAUGGAUCAAGAAUACAGUUGAACUUGUUAUUAACAGAGAAGAAAACCUGGCCAGAAAUGAUGGUAGGGAGCCGGACUUCUUCUCCCCAAUGAUCCUGGAUGAGCUCUAUGGCUUUCUCGUCGCAGGCCACGAUACCACAAGCACAACACUGGAUUGGGGCGUAAAGCUCCUGGCAGAUCACCCGGCCGCGCAAUCGCGUCUUCGAGGCUCGCUACAAGCCACGUUUGCAAGUGCCCUGAGAGAUGACCGCUUGCCCACCAUUCACGAGAUAAUAGAGACAUCAGUCCCUUACCUGGACGCCGUUAUUGAGGAAAUACUCCGGGUCGGGCGAACUGUCCCCAUUGGGUCUCGCCAGGCAACGCAGGACACCGUGCUCCUGGGCUAUGCUAUUCCAAAGGACACGACGGUAUUGUACCUCAAUCAUGGCCGCAGCUAUUUCCUCCCAGCCGGCGAAAUCGAUGAGAGUCGCCGCAGUCCACAGUCACAAGAGGAAAAGCGAAAUGGCAACGCUCCGUCGUGGGAUGCAAGUGACGCGUCUCUUUUCCGGCCAGAGCGCUGGUUGAAGAAGACCUCUAGCAGCAGUUCUGGGAAGCCACAGAAGGACGAUGAUUUCGUCUUUAAUAGUCAGGCCGGGCCAAUCAACACUUUCGGACUGGGGCUUCGCGGUUGCUUUGGCCGGAGAUUGGCCUAUGUUGAGCUCAGAAUCAUGCUAGUCAUGAUGAUCUGGAAUCUAGAAUUACUUAGGUGUCCGGCUGAGCUUUCCGGCUAUGCUUCGAAACUUGUGCACACGGGCAAGCCGCAGCAGUGUUUUGUGCGGCUCAACGCCGUCAAAAACGGAGAGCUAUAG
Messenger RNA from Exophiala spinifera, 1761 nucleotides. RefSeq lists its product as uncharacterized. The record is from RefSeq and is a predicted model, not a curated record. The coding region runs from base 1 to 1761 and encodes 586 amino acids. Gene Ontology annotation, molecular function: oxidoreductase activity, acting on paired donors, with incorporation or reduction of molecular oxygen; monooxygenase activity; iron ion binding. Lineage: Eukaryota; Fungi; Ascomycota; Eurotiomycetes; Chaetothyriales; Herpotrichiellaceae. The transcript is spliced from 2 exons.